Messenger RNA from Colletotrichum abscissum, 1152 nucleotides. RefSeq lists its product as uncharacterized. Lineage: Eukaryota; Fungi; Ascomycota; Sordariomycetes; Glomerellales; Glomerellaceae. The record is from RefSeq and is a predicted model, not a curated record. Gene Ontology annotation, biological process: regulation of transcription by RNA polymerase II. Gene Ontology annotation, cellular component: nucleus. Gene Ontology annotation, molecular function: DNA-binding transcription factor activity, RNA polymerase II-specific; RNA polymerase II transcription regulatory region sequence-specific DNA binding. Bases 1 to 1152 code for a protein of 383 amino acids. The transcript is spliced from 2 exons.
AUGUCUGACAAUGUCGCCUGGACCAACGAUUUCGACAACUUUCUUGCCGAACUCGACACCGAACACAACGCCAAUGACACCAGCUUCAUGGAUCUCCUUGAUCCUACUGGUUACUACGACUUCGGCCACGUCGACGAUGGCGCUCUUGGCGCUGCGAACCCCCUGGAUCCUCCGGAUGACGGCAACGAUUUGACAUUGUCAUUGGCCAGCGCUUCAGUCCAAAAUGAUUCGAAGCCCCUGGAGACAGCUUCUACUGCUUCAGUCGAGAGGACUGCGGCAAAAGCGCACCUGACUUGCGCAGAGUGCGGCGUGCAUUUCGAGUACCCCUUGGCCCUGAAAUACCAUGCUAUGUUGAACGGCCAUGAGGCAUUGUUGUACCCAGUCCAAGGGUGUUGUAAGGGAUUCAGGACGCAGGCAGAGCGUGACGUUCAUCAACGCCGGCGUCAUCUUGAAGGCCACGAGCGCAUUGAAAUGGGCCAUCCGUUCGCUUGUGUUGAGUGUUCGGUCGAGUUCAGGAGCAAGGCCAAGCUGCAGGAGCACGCCAACGAAGCACAACACAAUCCCUUUGCUUGUUCCUGUGGCAAGAACUUCGCUCGACUUGAUGUCCUCUACAGACAUCUUGACUCUAUGGGGACCGACCUGCCAAAAUUCCCCUGCCAGUUCUGCAAGAGUCAUCGCGGAGAGAACGGGUUUCGAAGAAGAGAUCAUCUCCUACAGCAUGUGCGCGGCUACCACAAGUUCGAGGCUGAGGGAAAGAUUGAAGACAUCAUGCCCAGCCGUCGUGGGAAGUAUCAGAUACCCCCAGUCUGCCACUUUGCGGAUUGCCUGCACUACCGGGACGAAAACUUCAAAACCCUUAGUCGCGAAGAACAGAGUGUCCUGAAGCCGUUCGAAUCCCAAUCGGAAUAUACCAAACACAUGAAGAAUGCCCACGACUUCACAGCCUUCCCCUGUACAGUGAGAGGCUGUAGCAAGACUGGCGCAAAGGGUUAUGCGAGGGAGAAAGAUCUCAUCAAACACAGACAGAAGGAUCACCCUGAGGCACGGACAUACGUUCCAGCGAGGCGAAAUAUCAGUAUUCCUUGCCCAAAGUGUUUUAGAAGAUACGGGCCAAAUAGUGCACCAUUCCACAUUAACACUUGUCGUGGUUGA